CCUCGCGAGCUCGCGCACGCCGCCUCUAACACUACAGGGUGGUAGCGGCCUCUUCGUACUGCGUCCGGGGCAGGACCGUGCGCGGCGGCCGCGGCGGGUGCUGGGAGCCAGCGCCUGCCUCGCCGCCGCCCUCGCUGCCUGCCACUCCGUCUUGGCCCGUUGUCCGCACCGUGCAGAGGCGGCGGGCUGGGGAGGGAGCGGCGCCAGCGCGAGGUUCCCAGCCGCUGGGAAGCCCCUAGACGCGCCAAGGGGCCGGGCUACGAGCGGCUGAGAAAAUGAUGCAUCCUGUUGCCAGCAGUAAUCCAGCUUUCUGUGGGCCUGGCAAGCCUUCCUGCCUCAAUGAAGAUGCCAUGAGAGCUGCUGAUCAGUUUGACAUAUAUUCCUCCCAGCAAAGCAAAUACAGCCACACAGUCAACCACAAACCAAUGGUUUGUCAGAGGCAAGACCCAUUAAAUGAAACACACUUGCAGACUACAAGUGGCAGAAGCAUAGAAAUAAAAGAUGAACUAAAGAAAAAGAAGAAUCUCAACCGAUCUGGUAAGCGUGGCCGGCCUUCGGGAACCACCAAAUCAGCAGGAUACCGGACCAGCACAGGCAGACCCCUGGGAACCACCAAAGCAGCUGGAUUUAAGACAAGUCCAGGCAGACCUCUGGGGACAACUAAAGCUGCGGGAUACAAAGUCAGCCCAGGCAGACCUCCAGGAAAAAAGCAGCAAGCCUUCAGGUGUUCCAGUGAUGCCUGACACAAUGAGCUGGACUUUAUGCUGCUCUUUACAGUAAGAGGUGUUGCAUUGUAUGUGGGGACUAUGUGCACUGGCAUCUAAGACAGUGACCUCAACAAUAUUAGCUUUGCACAAAUCAUAGAGAAUGAUGUUGGAUGGUUACAUAAUCAGUUAUAACAUUCUGGCAGCUAAAUUGCUACAAGAGCUUUUUCUUGCAAAAGCUUAAAAUACAAGAUUUUUAAUAAUUUACUCAGAACAGUAUAACUUCUGACACACACAAAUGCUUGCCUCUUUAUUCAUAUGUUCAUUACCUACUCUGUACAUGUAUCUGUCAUUUAGCUGUUUCUCAAGAUGAUGUUCAGCAGUUGGCUGCUUAGAAAUCUUUUUCAAGCCAGUUUCUAAAGAUAUUUGUUUAAUGUUCUACCAUAGAAUAAUGCACACCAUUGUCAAAGAUUUGAUUAUUGUGUUUUAUAGUAAGUCCAUUUGACAUUUAUUUCCCUUUCAGUUUAUUUUCCUUCCUUAUUUUGUUAUACGUACCCUUCCCUUUCUCCCCUGCCUUUCGUACAUUCAUUCCUCUUCCUCUACCCUCCAGCACAUCUACUUACUGGUGCUGUGCUGUGUGUCAGAAGAUAAAACAGGUGUAUUAUUGUAUAAUGAAUUUUGUAUACAUGUUUAUGAAAUGGUGAGAUCAACUAAAGGAGGCAUGUUCAUAACAGUGUUUAUUAUCAGCAGCUAUGUCCCAGGAAAAAAAAAUGGGAGGGGCAAAUGGCUACAGUUGUAAAUGGAUAACAUCAUUUAGAAAGCCGAAUUUACUGUUCAUCUGAGCGGUUACCUGGAGUAUUAUAUCUAUGCACUGGUGAGCAUCUCCUGAUUCCACUUACUUUUCUCCCUGUGAACAGUUUACCGGUGCCACGCUGAAGAGAAAGACAUCUAAGUGAUAACAUGAAUGAAGUCUUAAAAUUUAAAGUAUUUUUACUGCUAUAUAAACUAAAGACUACAUUGUGCAUAUUUUGUUAACACUGUCUCUUGUUAUGAUAAACACUGAAAUAGCAUGUUAAACAGUUGCCUAUACUUUAAUAUAAUCAGUUGGGGAAAACUGGCCUUUUCUCCCCCACUGUAUGAUUGUUUCUUGAAAGGUAAAUUGCUAAUUUUAUACAGUGUAAUUCUGUUCUUCACAAAAUAGGUUUCAUUAUUCUAUAUUUAAACUGUUGGUCAGAAAAUGAUCUGCAAUUCAAGUAAGUCUGCAUUACUUUUUUCUUUAAAAAGUACUUUAACAUGCCUUAUUUAUUAUAUUAGCAAAUAAGGAGCUAAUAACAGAUGAAAUUUUCAUUUUUUGACAGAUAUAACCUUGCAUAAGUAGUAUUUAGGGUGAUUUUGAUACUAUCUUUAGAGUUUUGCAUUGGAUAUUAAAAAAUAUAUUGGCACAAUGUAUUGGAAGAAAAUGAGUAGUAUCUGGUUUAAUUUUUAAUAUUUAGGGACAUUUUAAAAAAUCAAUGUUUUAAUUAGACUAAAAAUUCUUUAUAUUUUUUAUUUACUUUUUAAAGAAACAUCUGUCAAAGUAAUAUUGAUUCCAAACUGAUGUUUGUGUGAAUUUACAUGUCUAUUUUCAUGAACUAAGAAUAGAGUUUGAGUUGAGGAGAAAAAAAUAUAUAUGUGGGUCCAUUUAUUAGGUUAAAGUUGACCCAUUCAGUGUAAAAAUAACCAUAGUGUGUGAGCUAAAGAAAAAAAAAAGUAAAUUUCUCCUUUAUAUUCUAAGAAGCUUUAAAAGAACAAUUCAGGGGAUAUUGAUAACUGCUACUCUGUCGGUCAUUGUCUCUAUAUGCAGUAAAAUUUUAUGGUCCCUUUAUAGGAAUAUAAAGAAUUCAAAACAGUUUUUCAAAAGAUUUUUUUCCUUGGACAUAAAAAAUUUUGAUGCUAUUCUAUUUUUGUUUUUAUUACAGCUUAACUGUAUGCUGUUAAACUCUAGGAUGUAUCUGAAUCUUUCCUUUCUUCCCCCCUCCUCCAAAUAUAUAAAUCUAUGCUCUCACAUGUAAUGUAUUUAAUUUUUGGAAAAUUUAAUGCUAUAUAGUAAAUCAAGUGUGUGAUUUAAAGUAAUCAGAUCACUUUGAUUCUUUUAAGUUUUCAGAAUUUCUUUUUUCCACAGGUAAUUUUGGAGAAAAUAAUUACCAAUUAACUGAUAAUAAGCACGCUGUCCUCUGCUGUAAAAAGUCUGAAUAGAUACUGUGUAUGUUUUUAUGUCCAUGAACUUGAGCUACUCGUGUGCAAUUAUGUGUAUGGGAAUGGAGUAGUGUUCAUGAUUUGUAUCUACAUCAUCAUAUGGAUGUAUAUUUAUUAAUAAAGUCAUUACUUUAAAACCAA
Messenger RNA from Pan troglodytes (chimpanzee), 3080 nucleotides. It is a transcript of the gene C5H5orf24, whose product is annotated as chromosome 5 C5orf24 homolog. NCBI's taxonomy places the organism in Eukaryota, Metazoa, Chordata, Mammalia, Primates, Hominidae. The coding region runs from base 276 to 743 and encodes 155 amino acids. The transcript has 3 exons. The record is from RefSeq and is a predicted model, not a curated record.